GCAACUGGAUUACAACCAGAUCAGCUGUAUUGAAGAUGGGGCAUUCAGGGCUUUGCGCGACCUGGAAGUGCUCACUCUCAAUAAUAACAACAUCACUCGGCUGUCCGUGGCAAGUUUCAACCAUAUGCCCAAACUUAGGACAUUUCGUCUUCACUCCAACAACCUCUACUGUGAUUGCCAUCUGGCCUGGCUGUCCGACUGGCUGCGGCAGCGGCCACGGGUUGGCCUCUACACCCAGUGCAUGGGGCCAUCCCACCUCCGGGGACACAAUGUAGCUGAGGUCCAAAAACGGGAGUUUGUCUGCAGCGAUGAGGAAGAAGGUCACCAGUCCUUCAUGGCUCCGUCCUGCAGUGUCUUGCAUUGCCCUACUGCAUGCACCUGUAGUAACAACAUUGUGGACUGUCGUGGGAAAGGCCUUACUGAGAUCCCAACAAACCUUCCAGAAACCAUUACUGAAAUACGGUUAGAACAAAAUUCAAUCAAGGUCAUACCUCCUGGAGCUUUCUCACCAUAUAAAAAGCUUCGAAGAAUUGACCUGAGCAAUAACCAGAUCUCUGAAGCAGCUCCAGAUGCUUUCCAGGGCUUACGUUCACUUAAUUCACUGGUCCUGUAUGGGAAUAAAAUUACAGAACUUCCAAAGGGCCUCUUUGAAGGACUCUUUUCUCUGCAACUGCUAUUAUUGAAUGCCAACAAGAUCAACUGCCUACGAGUUGAUGCUUUUCAAGAUCUGCACAACUUGAAUCUUCUUUCUCUGUAUGAUAAUAAGCUUCAGACGAUUGCAAAAGGCACCUUCUCACCCCUGCGUGCAAUUCAGACCUUGCAUUUGGCUCAGAACCCAUUUAUCUGCGACUGCCAUCUGAAGUGGCUGGCGGAUUAUCUUCAUACAAACCCCAUUGAGACCAGUGGUGCCCGUUGCACCAGCCCCCGCCGUCUGGCAAACAAAAGGAUUGGCCAGAUCAAAAGCAAGAAAUUCCGCUGCUCAGCUAAAGAACAGUAUUUCAUUCCAGGCACUGAAGAUUACAGAUCCAAAUUAAGUGGAGACUGCUUUGCAGAUUUGGCUUGCCCUGAGAAAUGUCGCUGUGAAGGGACCACAGUGGACUGCUCCAAUCAGAAACUCAACAAAAUUCCUGAUCAUAUCCCCCAGUACACAGCAGAAUUGCGACUAAAUAACAAUGAAUUUUCAGUCCUGGAAGCUACUGGAAUCUUUAAGAAACUUCCUCAGCUGCGUAAAAUAAACCUGAGCAACAACAAGAUUACAGAUAUCGAAGAAGGAGCAUUUGAUGGAGCCUCUGGUGUGAAUGAACUAUUGCUCACUAGUAACCGCUUGGAAAAUGUUCGACACAAAAUGUUCAAAGGACUAGAAAGUCUCAAAACACUGAUGUUGAGGAGCAACCGUGUGAGCUGUGUGGGAAAUGACAGCUUCACGGGUCUCAGCUCAGUUCGCCUGCUCUCGCUGUAUGACAACCAGAUCACCACCGUGGCACCCGGCUCCUUUGAUACACUACAUUCGCUCUCUACGUUAAACCUCUUGGCCAAUCCUUUCAACUGCAACUGCCAUCUCGCAUGGCUUGGAGACUGGCUAAGGAAGAAACGCAUUGUGACGGGGAAUCCUCGCUGCCAAAAACCCUACUUCCUCAAAGAGAUUCCCAUCCAGGAUGUAGCAAUUCAGGAUUUUACAUGUGAUGAUGGAAAUGAUGACAAUAGCUGCUCCCCACUGUCCCGCUGUCCUGCAGAAUGUACUUGUUUAGACACAGUAGUUCGCUGCAGCAACAAAGGCCUAAAAGCUUUGCCUAAAGGCAUCCCCAAAGAUGUAACUGAACUGUAA
This is a messenger RNA of Nestor notabilis (Kea), 1825 nucleotides long. RefSeq names its product slit homolog 2 protein. The transcript has 17 exons. Gene Ontology annotation, cellular component: membrane. Gene Ontology annotation, biological process: retinal ganglion cell axon guidance; negative chemotaxis; negative regulation of cell growth. The annotation marks the transcript as partial. Lineage: Eukaryota; Metazoa; Chordata; Aves; Psittaciformes; Psittacidae. Gene Ontology annotation, molecular function: heparin binding; follicle-stimulating hormone receptor activity; Roundabout binding. The record is from RefSeq and is a predicted model, not a curated record.